UUUCACAUGGAUUCUUCAGUUUCUCGUGCAACACUCGUGCAGUACGAGUUUUGCCAAUCGAAAACGCUAUUAAUUUCGAAUGUGAACUACUAGCGUAUAUAUAUGACUACUAGAGACACGAUGAAUAGACUUAUUGUAUUAACAUCUUUUUAUAUGGAUGAGGAGUACGAAGCCGAUUGGGACAGACCGGAUCCCAUGGAAGAUGAGUCCGAUGGUGGAGAGGAACAUGUCGAAAAUCCGGAACAGGUUUUGGCAGAGUGUGCCGAAAAAUUCGCGACGCCCGAUUAUAUCAUGGAACCAGGAAUAUUUUCUCAACUCAAAAGAUAUUUCCAAUCGGGUGGCAACCCCGUGCAGGUCAUCGAGCAAUUAUCUCACAAUUACACGGCGGUGGCACAAAUGGCCAACCUUAUAGCCGAGUGGCUUAUUGUAGCCGGCGUGAAAGUUCAAGAUGUUCAAGCCAUGGUCGAAAAUCACCUCAAAGAUAUGAUUCUGAGGACGUUUGAUCCGAAAAAGGCCGACACCAUCUUCACUGAGGAGGGAGAAACGCCUGCCUGGUUAACAGAAUUAAUAGAACAUCCAACUUGGCGAUCGCUUAUAUAUCGAUUAGCCGAAGAAUAUCCAGAUUGCUUGAUGUUAAAUUUCACUAUAAAGCUUAUUUCAGAUGCAGGAUUUCAAGGUGAAAUUACUAGCAUAUCUACGGCAGCUCAACAGUUAGAAGUAUUCUCAAGGGUACUAAAAACGUCUAUUGGAAGUUUUCUGACUAACCCGGAAGAGUGGCAGAAAACUAGUAGGGAAUGUGCUAAAAUGGUUUGUCAUGGUCAACACACGUACGUGUACAGUCAAGUUAUCAUGAAUGUCUUAGCAAGAGAACCGAAAGGUGGCAGUAGCAUGAAAAGACUUUCACAAGAAAUAACAAAGUGUGCUCAAAAAAGCGGGCACGAUAUCACUCCAAUCACAAUGGCAUUAAAUGGCGCAUCAGCGUACCCACAGGCUUGUCAGGCACUGACUUCAAUGUUGUGCAGAAAUACUUUAAAUCCUGCCGAUAUAUCGGUUCUCUUCCGUAACUAUUCCGCUUUAGAUCCACCACCAAUUGAUCUCAUUCGAACUCCUCAGUUUCUAGAACUACUGAUUGACUCCUUAUUUAAAAGCGGGGUGAAACUAAAUCCCGAGCAUAAACCCAAGUACAUUUACCUCCUGGCCUACGCGGCGAGCGUGUGGGAAGCGCAAGUAAAAAAAGGACAGAAACGCUGCCUGAACAAGGAAGAUCUCAAACCGACGGUUCAGGCCAUCGAAACCGUCCACAAUGUGUGUAAUAUAAAUAAGGGCAGUUCGGAGUUAAUGGCCGAGUUGGCGAAUCUGUAUCAGUGCUUGAGAUUUCCUGUCGUCGCCGUGGGUAUUGUUAGAUGGGUGGAAUGUACCGUGACGGAGCCGAGCUACUUUAAACUGUCAACGGAGCAUUGCCCAUUGCACAUGGCGAUGUUAGACGAGGUUGUUAAUAACCAUGCGCUCCUUCAUAAUCAGGUUUUGGAUCUGUUAAUUAGACUUUUCGAGUCGAAACAGGACGAGUUGGAAAUUUUAGUGCAGUUGGAAAUGAGGAAAAUGGUCCUAGAUCGUAUGGUCAGUUUACUAUGCGCCGGAUGUGUGGUUCCUGUUGUUAAAUACAUUAAGCAAUGUUGGCAGAAAGGGGAUACAGAUAUAUCGCUAAUUAGAUAUUUUGUAACAGAGGUACUAGAAGCUAUUGGUCCGCCGUAUAGUUCCGAAUUUGUUCACCUAUUUAUGCCGAUGGUGGAGAACGAUGAGAUAACAGGAACCAUGAGAGGAGAUGGCGAAAAUGACCCGGUAUCUGAAUUUAUCGUAUAUUGUAAAGCAAACUACAGUGCAAUCAUUUAAGGCUGAGCGAUGCUGUUGGUUAAUGGAAAUCAAGUUCGAUGUAAAAUGAUUUAAAAAAUCAAAUGAAAUAAUGUUUUGGGUUAUUUUAUAUAAAAGGUGUAAAAAGA
Messenger RNA from Photinus pyralis (common eastern firefly), 1997 nucleotides. It is a transcript of the gene TH1, whose product is annotated as negative elongation factor D. The transcript has 11 exons. Gene Ontology annotation, cellular component: NELF complex; nucleus. The record is from RefSeq and is a predicted model, not a curated record. Gene Ontology annotation, molecular function: RNA binding. Bases 103 to 1890 code for a protein of 595 amino acids. NCBI's taxonomy places the organism in Eukaryota, Metazoa, Arthropoda, Insecta, Coleoptera, Lampyridae. Gene Ontology annotation, biological process: negative regulation of transcription elongation by RNA polymerase II.